AUGGUGCCGCUGCUGUCUCUCGAGCUCGGCGGCGCCGGCGAGGCGGGGAUCUCCGGGGCGGUUGCCGUGGCCCUGGGCGCCGGGGCUGGGGCCGGAGCGGCCUUCUGGGUCGGGGAGGGAGCCGGAGCGGAGGCCUGGAAGGCGUCGCGAGGGACUGCGCGGGGGAGACGCCAGGGCCCGGGGCCUUACGAUGAGGACGGUGGGGCGCCGGGUACCAGUGGCUGUUCGCGUGGGAGGGGCAAGGUGGCGUCGGCGGUUGCUGGUACGCGUCCAUGGAUCGGGGAGGCGAGGGGACCGAGCGGACGGGGAGGGAGCGAUUGGCGGCGUGGCCUUGCGGAGGCGGUUAUGGGUACGCGCGGGUGGGUAAAGAUUUCGCGGGGGGAAAAAAUACAGGUGUGGAAGUCGACGCAACACACAUAA
Messenger RNA from Miscanthus lutarioriparius, 420 nucleotides. NCBI's taxonomy places the organism in Eukaryota, Viridiplantae, Streptophyta, Magnoliopsida, Poales, Poaceae. The record is from the annotation of a GenBank genome assembly.